This is a messenger RNA of Monosiga brevicollis MX1, 969 nucleotides long. RefSeq lists its product as uncharacterized. The record is from RefSeq and is a predicted model, not a curated record. The transcript is spliced from 10 exons. Lineage: Eukaryota; Choanoflagellata; Craspedida; Salpingoecidae. Bases 1 to 969 code for a protein of 322 amino acids.
AUGGAGCGUGCACAGUUGGAGGCUUUGUCGCGGCGUGAGCUUCAGUCCCUGGCCAAGAAAGAGGGUAUCCGCGCCAACGCAAAGACGCAGUCGCCACCAUCCCAGCUGAUCGAGAUGAGGGGACAGACGACACAGAUAGCGAGCUCGAGACCGCUGACGCUCCCAUGCUCUGAAGCGCGACGAAAAUGGUGUGACAGUCCAAAAUGUAUGCAGAUCCCAGUCAUGCCCACCAUUCCGAAGACAUCUCAGUCACCCAGCAUGAGCCACAGCAAAAGCGAGUCAUUGCGUUCGGAAAUUUUUGCCGAACUGGCCUCGCGCUUGGCUGCCAACCCUCGCACCCGACACUCCAGCCGAGGCAAGCCGGUGGCGCAGACGGCAGGCACAAGCAAGACCCAUGCACACGAUGAAAAUAUUCCCAGCUCCGGCUCGCAACUGCAACAGAAGUUCGACCGUCAGCACGCCAAGCUACGAGGCGAAGGAAUUGAAGCGUGGCAAGACCGUCGCAAUGCACGCGCUGCCAAGCUUCUCAAAGGCGUAUCCGUCAGUAGCCGUCUCUAUCGUGCCUCAACCACAAAGAAUGGUGGGAAAAAGGCACCCCAGGGCAAAGGAACAGAGAAGAAGCUUGGCGCAAGCACCAAGGCACCCAUGAAGCGGCAAGCCGCCUCCAAAGGUGCCGCCGGUUCAACUCUGUGUUGUCAUGACAUCCAGAAACGAGCUGUAGCAAGCAAUUCCCUUUCAAAGCCACGACAGGAGAAGCUUGCUGCUGCUGUUCAAGCAUCGCUGGCCGCGCAUGAGACCAGCAUCAGUCAAGUGCCAAGGAGCUCGCGAAAGCACGCCAGUCUGCGGCAGUCAAUUAUCCAACCAGUUGACGAGUUGACUCUUAAGCGACAGGCAGCUGCGGAGCGGCGCCAACGCAUGCUGAGUUAUCGUGCCCCUCGGCCCACGCCAUCCAAGGCUAGCGCCAAGUAG